Molecule: messenger RNA, 3684 nt
Organism: Aphis gossypii (cotton aphid)
Lineage: Eukaryota; Metazoa; Arthropoda; Insecta; Hemiptera; Aphididae
Biological process (GO): microtubule cytoskeleton organization; protein polyglutamylation
Cellular component (GO): cilium
Molecular function (GO): tubulin binding; tubulin-glutamic acid ligase activity
Source: RefSeq, a predicted model, not a curated record
UUUUCUCCAUCUAAUCCCGUGUUUUUUCAUGUUUUUGCUGUUUUAUUAUUAAUUUUAAAAUUUUAUUCUAUGUAUGUACCUAUACUUUCUUAAAUUAAAAUAAAAUUUUUAAACGUCCAGUAUAUUUAAAUAAUUUUUUUUUCUUGAAGUUUGUUUUUUUCAUUGAAUGUGAAGAGUACGAGUAAUUUGAACAACGUUCAGAAGUAUACCAAUUACCAAGUGCUGAAGUGCUAUAUCUAAUCCACCACAGACGGAUUUUUUCGUCUUAAUCAAAUUAGUUCACAAAACAAGAAGCACCGAUGCCGAUUUGCCCAUGAACUGAAAUAAAAUUAACAAUUUUUUUAAUAAUAUCGUACAAGUUAAUAGAAUAUGAAUAAUUUAUCAUACUCAAUAUUAACCAAAGAAAAGAUGAAGAUUGGAGAUGACGGAAUUAUACCAGGAAAUUGUUUUUGUACUGUAUGCAAUGUACAUAUGAAUAGAAUAAAAAGAUCUCAACCACUUGAUAGCCAUCAACAAUAUAAUGCAUUUUCAUUAGAUGGGAUUAAAGAACAGUUAUAUCCUAUAGAUCGUUUACAAGCCUUACAUACCAACUCACAUAAAAAAGUGGACCACAGUAAGGAAACACUGUUAAAAUUAAAUCCCUAUCUAAUUUUGGAUACUGAUCCUACAUUGGACAAUUUAAACUACUCAAAUGGAUUAUCUAGAUCUUCUCAUUCAUUAGGAACUGUACCAGAAAAUUGUUUUUGCGCUACAUCCAAUAUACAUAUGAAUAGAAUAAAAAGAUCUCAACCACUCGAUACCCAUCAACAAUAUAGUGUAUUGUCGUCAAAUGAGAUUAAAGAACAAUUAUGUCCUAUAGAUCAUUUAAAAAGUAUACAUAAAAAGAUGGAUCAUAAUAAAGAGAGACUGCUAGAAUUAAGUCCCUAUCCAAUUUUAGAUACUGAUCCUACAUUAGAAAAUUUAAACUACUCAAAUGAAAUAUCCAAAUCAUUUAAUUCAUUAAGAAACAAAAAUAAAGAUUAUACAACACAAUCUAUGUAUGAAAUAGAGCAGAAUGAUAGACGUAAUGAUGUUUUUCAAUAUUAUAAUAAUUUAAAGCAAUGGGAAGAAAAUGAGAACUGUACAAAUCAAGACGAGUUAAAAAAUAUUGAUCAAUUUAAUUAUACAUCGAUUAAAAAGAACAUAAACAUUAGGCAACCCCCUGUUUGUCGUCAGGGUAAGAUAAUACCAACGGUUUCUUCUAAGCCUCUUAUUUCUACAAAUUGUAUGCAAAAAAUAGAAUGCUCAUCUUUAACCAUAAAUAGUCAUUUGAAUAAUACAGAACCAAACAAUAAAGAUUUCAUGGACAUUCCAAUUCAGAAAACGCUUGUCAACCAUGUACCAAUAUCUACACGUAUGCCCGUAGAAUCAAAAGAAACAUUUGAAUCAAUGAAAAAUAUUAAAAAUAUUCCUAACAUGAAAGAAUUAUACAUGUAUAAUAAAGAAGACAAACAAAUUAUCAAACAAAUGAAUCCAAAACCAGAAUCAAUAAUUAAUAGUGAAAUCAAUGAAAUAAAAAAAUCAAAAUUAUCUGAUAAAAAUAGUAAAAUAUUAACUGCUAAAACUAGAAACAUAACUGAUAAUAUAAAUAACACAACUGUGUUUUCUAUUAAUUCAUUAAAGAAAAACGCGGACUUAAAAUUUGAAAAUGGUCAAAAAUGCUUAGAAUCUCCAAUAGUGCAAACACUUAACAAUAAGAGUAUAAUAGAACAAGAUUAUUUGACUGAUGAAUCAAAUAAAUUAGCUUUCGAUCAUUUGUUUUCUGGUACAGAAAAACAAAAUGAUAGUUUUGAAUAUCAUUCAGCCUUAAGACCUAGUUUAUUUUCUAAUAUGCCACCAUACAUAAGAUUUUCUUCAUACGAUACUAAAGGUGAAUCAUUCCCAUUAUCUUUACAAAAGUUAUUAAAGUGGAAAUUAAGUUCAAUAACUCCAAUUGUUGUACGUCGAACAGUUCAAAAUAGUGGUUUUAAACUUGUUAGAAGUGAGCAUAAUUUAAUUGAAAAUGCAACUGAUCUUCCUGUCACAGCUAAUCAAUCCAACAUAAAUGUAAUUUCCUUACAAAAUCACUGUGGUGUUACACCCCCUAUUGUUGAUGCUUUCUGUGGUAUAGCUCCUCCGCCUAAUGAAUUAAUGAUGUUACCUCGAACCCAAUCUAAUGAUUGGGUUGGAACUUGGGGUAAACAUAUGAAAUCAGUAUCUUUCAAAACACUUUGGCAACAGCAAAAAAUUAACCAUUUUCCGGGUACUUUUCAAAUUGGUCGUAAAGAUAGGUUGUGGAAAAACUUGAAUGAAUUAAUGUUAAAGUAUGAAGAACAGUUUGGCUUUAUACCCACAUCAUACAUAUUACCUCAAGAAGCUGAAAUGUUACGACAAAUUUGGGAAAAAAACGAUGAAGAUAAAUGGAUUAUUAAACCGCCAGCAUCUGCUAGAGGAACUGGAAUUUGCGUUAUAUCAAAAUGGGAUCAAAUACCAAAGGAUAUACCUUUAGUUGUACAAAGGUACAUAGAUAAUCCAUAUUUAAUCAAUGAUACUAAAUUUGAUUUAAGACUCUAUAUACUCAUCACUUCAAUCAAUCCACUUCGUCUUUAUCUGUAUGACAAUGGGCUGGUGCGAUUUGCUUCAGUUAAGUAUUCAUCUGAUCUUACCACAAUAUGUGAUCGAUAUAUGCACUUGACAAACUACAGUAUAAAUAGACUUAGUAGUCAGUUUACUGAAAAUGAAGAUGCUGAUGCAUGUCAAGGUCAUAAAUGGACAUUGCGAUCAUUAUGGACAUAUAUGGAGAAAGAACGCAACAUUGACGUUAAAAAAUUGUGGGAGAGCUUAGAAGAUCUGGUUGUGAAAACUGUCAUUAGUGGUGAAUCACCUAUGAGUAAAAUGUGUCGUUCAAAUUUAAGCAACAGAUAUAACGCAUAUGAGUUAUUUGGAAUAGACGUUUUGUUCGAUGAAUAUCUUAAACCUUGGAUAUUAGAGGUCAAUAUAUCUCCUUCAUUACAUUCAUCUUCUCCGCUUGAUUUGGCUGUCAAAGGACCAUUAGUCAGAGAUAUAAUGAAUAUGGUUGGUUAUCGUAUUCCAAAUAAAAUGUCUUAUACUACACACAAUAUUUUACUCAAAACUUUGGGAGUCAAAUCACCACUAUGUUAUGAUAAGAGAUUAUAUACAUUAAAUUUAUCUGCGAAAGAAAAAGAAAAACAAGAAUACUAUACAAAUGUUGAAUCCAGAGUAGAAUAUAUUGAUAGUAUAUUAGAUGAUUUAUUACCAGAUGAUAUUCGGCAUCUUAUUUUAUAUGAAGAUGAACUUACACAAAGUGGCUCAUUUCAAAAAGUAUUUCCAACUACUUCAACUUUUAAAUAUCAUAAAUACUUUGAAGGCUCUAGAUAUUAUAAUAUGCUUUUUGAUGCGUGGGAAUGUAAAUAUAGUAACAACAGAAAAGACGGUAUUGCUGUGCUAGAAAAGUUAUGUAAGUUAAAAAAUCAUCUGGAAGUGCCAGACAUUGAUAUAGAACAAUCAAAAGUAACAUAUUCAAUUAUCAAGAUAUAAAAAUCAAUAUUCAAUCACGUGGAUUGGUCUUGCGUCGAUGGAUUAGUUCAUAUGUCACUUGUCGCGAUGGCGGUUGUAAGUAAUCCAUAAAGUCAUAAAUGGUUCCAC